Callorhinchus milii (elephant shark) is the source of this 4408-nucleotide messenger RNA. RefSeq names its product ubiquitin protein ligase E3C (gene ube3c). NCBI's taxonomy places the organism in Eukaryota, Metazoa, Chordata, Chondrichthyes, Chimaeriformes, Callorhinchidae. The transcript has 24 exons. Bases 74 to 3358 code for a protein of 1094 amino acids. Gene Ontology annotation, biological process: protein polyubiquitination; ubiquitin-dependent protein catabolic process. Gene Ontology annotation, molecular function: protein binding; ubiquitin protein ligase activity. The record is from RefSeq and is a predicted model, not a curated record.
GAUGGGGUUUUUUGGGGGUCGGUCGUUAUUCCCUCAGGAGCUGUACCUCUGCUCGAUGGGAUAACGUAUAGACAUGUUCAGUUUUGAAGGAGAUUUCAAAACUCGACCCAAGGUAUCUCUUGGUGGGGCAAGCAGAAAGGAAGAAAAAGCUUCACUGCUACAUCGAACGCAGGAAGAAAGGCGAAAACGAGAGGAAGAAAGGCGAAGGCAGAGGAAUGCAGUUAUCAUUCAAUCCUAUGUACGAGGAUACAGGGAUCGAAAACAGCAACAUGCUAUUCAGCGAAGUGAAUUUGAUAAUUGUGUCUCCUUAGUCCGACCAGGAGGAGAUUUUUCUAUCAGUGAUGGAUAUAAUUUGAUUGUUUUAAUAAGGAAACUCCUAUUUUUUUACAAGCAAAAUGAGGAUUCAGAUAGAUUGACAUGGAUGUGUCAGAAUUUGGUGAAGCACAGUUCUCAAUACAUGCAACAGCUUGCUGAUUCAAACCGGCAAAUCUGUCUGUAUCAAAUAAAGCGUUUAUUGGGUUUAUGCUGCAGGUUACUGAGGAGCUGUAACAAUGAGAACUUGAAUGUUACAGUGCCUUUGAGGAUGCUGGAGACCUUUUCCUCAGAUAAAACGUAUUUGCCCAGUGUACAGGAGGCUAACUGUGUAGCAUCAUUAAUUGAACAGAUUUUGCACUACAUGGUUCAGAAAGGUUACUACAAAUCACUUUACAUGUUAAUUAAUCAUAGGCUUCCAACAAGUUUAGAGUAUACUGAUGUGUUGGAUGUUUCUCGUGUUCCACUCGCUAUGACAUUGUUAGAGAAUUUUCUGAAACCACUGCACGUUUCGUAUGCAUCCUGUCCAGAAGGUGCAAGGCACCGGGUUUUUGCAGCGUUGGCGAAAGAGUUUUUCACUGCGCCAUUCACAGACCAAAUCUUCAACUUCCUUAUUCCAGCACUGUGUGAUCCAAGGGUGUCCUUCCCUUACAUAGCUUUCCUGAAUGCACUAUUAAUAACCAAGAACAACGCUUCAGCAGGACCUGCCUUCACUCGGGAUACAGCUCCAUGGCUUCUGUACUUUGUACUUACUGUCGGAGAAUCACAAAUAGGCAAUCUCCCUGAGGAUGCCAUGCUUGUAUAUCUAAGGAUGUUGCAGUCACUUUUGCCACAGUUGCCUGUUUCACUGAUUGGCUCAAAUGGCAGAGAGUUGGGCAGCGACACAGAGGAUGAUGAAGAGGAGGAGCACAAAAUGUUUACUAGCAAGGAUGAUGGUAGAAUUUCAGUGAAUUUAAUUAUUGAGGAGUGUCUGAAGAAGCUGGACACAAAACAACAAACCAAUGCCUUGCUGAAUCUAGUAUGGAAGGACUCAGUGAGUGAAGACGUCUUCACGAUGAUGGCAUCCAUCUGUCACACUCUGAUGGUACAGCAUAGGAUGAUGGUUCCAAAAAUCAGACUCCUGUACAGCUUGGCUUUCAACGCAAGAUUUCUACGGCACCUUUGGCAUUUGAUCACAUCUGUAACCACGAAAAUGAUUACAGGGUCUAUGGUACCAUUGCUGCAGGUGAUUUCACGAGGAUCUCCGAUGUCCCUUGAAGACUCCAACCGGGUCAUUCCUCUCUUUUACCUGUUCAGCUCUCUGUUCAGCCACUCCCUUAUUUCAGUCCACGACAAAGAAUUUUUUGGGGAACAAGUUGAAGGAGGUGUGGGCCAGCAGUUGUCAACAAUGAUGCCGUUCACUUUAAGAGAGCUGGUGACGUUAUCCCGUUGCCUGCGGGAUGCUUGUCUUGGAAUCAUUCAUUUGGCGUAUCCAGAGACAAAGCCAGAAGUGCGGGAGGAGUACAUUGUGGCAUUUAAGAGCAUUGGAGUUCGCACCAAUGCAGAAAUGCAGCAAAGAAUUGAAGCAGAACGCAAAAGAUGGAUUCAGCUCUUUAAGGUAGGGGGUAAUUCAAAUUUAGUGAAAAUGCUCAAGUGCAGAGACACAAGAAGACAAUUCUGUCCUAAUGAUCACUGGCUUUCAGAUCAAGUUAACAUCCGAGCAGAUAAGGUCACACAGCUGUACGUGCCUUCAGCAAGACAUGUCUGGAGAAUGCGCCGAAUGGGAAGAAUAGGACCAUUGCAGUCAACACUGGAUGUUGGUCAAGAACCUGCUCAGUUAUCAGUGUCUGAAGAACGUCACCUGGCUAUCUUAACUGAAUUACCUUUUGUGGUUCCGUUUGAAGAAAGAGUGAAGAUUUUUCAGAGACUUAUCUUCGCUGACAAACAGGAAAUUCAAGGGGAGGGGCCAUUUUUAGACGGGAUAAAUGUCACCAUUCGGCGAAACUAUAUCUACGAAGAUGCCUAUGACAAAUUGUCACCAGAAAACGAGACUGACCUGAGGAAAAGAAUACGUGUCCAUUUAUUAAAUGCUCACGGUUUGGAUGAAGCUGGAAUUGAUGGUGGAGGAAUAUUCAGAGAGUUCCUUAAUGAACUGCUGAAGACGGGGUUUAACCCAAACCAGGGAUUUUUCAAAACCACAAAUGAGGGUCUUCUAUACCCGAACCCAGCAGCAAAGAUGUUGGUUGGUGAUCACUUCACUAGACACUACUACUUUCUGGGGAGAAUGCUGGGAAAGGCGCUGUAUGAAAACAUGUUGGUAGAGCUGCCGUUCGCGAGCUUCUUUCUCUCCAAGCUACUGGGCACAAGCGCCGAUGUUGACAUUCAUCACCUUGCCUCAUUAGAUCCUGAAAUGUACAAGAACCUGCUUUUCUUAAAGAGCUAUGAAGGUGAUGUUGAGGAACUUGGACUGAAUUUCACAGUGGUCAACAACGAGCUUGGAGAGGCGCAGGUGGUGGAAUUGAAGGCAGGUGGGAAGGAUAUUCCUGUCACGAGUGCUAACAGGAUAGCAUACAUUCACCUUGUAGCAGACUACAGGCUCAAUAAACAGAUCCGACCACAUUGCCUCGCCUUCAGGCAGGGGGUGGCAAAUGUUGUCAAUCUGGAAUGGCUGAGGAUGUUUGACCAACAGGAAUUGCAGGUUUUAAUUUCUGGAGCACAGAUUCCGAUCAAUCUCGAUGAUCUCAAAAACUUCACAAACUACUCAGGAGGCUAUUCAGCAGACCAUGUCGUCAUUAAAAUAUUCUGGGACGUCGUGGAAAGUUUCACCAGUGAUGAAAAGCGCAAGUUACUGAAGUUUGUCACUAGUUGCUCUCGACCUCCACUGCUGGGAUUUAAGGAGCUAUAUCCUGCAUUUUGCAUACAAAAUGGAGGGACUGACUUGGAGCGAUUGCCGACAGCUAGUACUUGUAUGAACCUACUGAAGCUUCCAGAGUUUUAUGAUGAAAAUCUGAUGAGGAGCAAACUACUUUAUGCAAUUGAGUCAGCAGCAGGCUUUGAGCUAAGCUGAAGUAAAACAGGUUGUUGAACUUGUGAAAAUAUUGGUGUCCUAUACACACACCAUCAAUCAGAAUUCUCAGAAUGGCGGUAAAUCAAACUGUUGAUCUGAAACGUGUCUUGUAAUGAAGUGCACUGCAAAGAUGAGGCUUUUAAUCAACUGUCUGUAGCUCAGAAGAAUAUAGGAUCAUAUGGAUUACAGAGUGGGGGUGUUUUUACUGUGUAGAAAUGAAUUGGAGACAACACACUGAGCACAAGUCUCAACUGUGACGAACAGACCGAUCUGUAAUGUUAACAGAAAAAUAAGCCCAUGCUCUGUGACAUUAACCAAAGAUGCAGAAAAUGUUGAAAUGCCGUGUAUAAGUUAAAAAAAAAACAAAGGGCAAAAAAGGAAGCCAUAAUAAUGGAAGAUAUUUGCAUUUGAAGUAGGUCCCUUCUCAUCUGAAGCCUAUUUUAGAAAGGAAAUACGUGGCUUAUAUGGAGUUUUUUUAAAACUUCACGCUGACUUCUUGCAUUUGACAUGGUUAGGUGGGAGCACAUAGACGGUGUAUUGCUGUGUUUUUCAUUUUUAAAAGUUGCACAUUUCUUACCGUCUUGGUUUCUAAUCACAAUUAUGUCACAGUCUGAAACCCACCAAAAACAAUUCCAAUUUGAAACCCAGCUUGUAAGGUGUGUGACUACAUCUUUAUCCGGUUAGAUGAUCCUUCUGCAAAACUAGUGUGAAUUUUUGAGGGGGGUGGGUGGGUGGGGGGAGUGAGAUGUAUGGAUGGGAAAUAGUCUUCUAAUUCUUUCCAGUGGUCCAUUGAAAACUGUUCAGCUUGCUCCUAAAAUCGUGCUAUUUAGGGUAAACAUUUUAAGACCAGGAUUCGUUUGCGAUUUCUGUAAACAGAGAUGUGAAUACGUAUAUGUUUUUUUUCCCUGCAUCUGUGAAUACUAUGUUUUUGCUCUGUAUCUGUACAGUUUUUUUUCUUGUGUAUUAAAUUUCUGUGGUACCAGAAUGGUCCUUGCUGUUAAAUGAGCAUUGUAACUUAACAGCUAUUAAAACAAAAUUUGAAUAAUGUCA